Molecule: messenger RNA, 5096 nt
Organism: Aedes aegypti (yellow fever mosquito)
Lineage: Eukaryota; Metazoa; Arthropoda; Insecta; Diptera; Culicidae
Exons: 8
Coding region: 1721-4708 (995 amino acids)
Biological process (GO): regulation of cell shape; cortical actin cytoskeleton organization; cell migration
Cellular component (GO): cytosol
Molecular function (GO): small GTPase binding; actin filament binding
Source: RefSeq, a predicted model, not a curated record
AGUCGAUGUUGGACUUUUGUGAAGAGCGAACGUUUCGCUAACAUUUUGCCGAUCGAGCUAGCCGAGGCAACCGGGCGAAGAAAGUAAAUAGACGCAGAAUCGUUGAUCGGUCCCUUUCACGUGUUUCCGAGAGGAGCAGCCUUGUAACGUAUCGCUGCCUUUGGAAAGCCGCGACUGCUGUUAAGCUGGUUAACGCUUCCUAAAGUGGAUCAAUGGUUUUCGGUGCAUGGAUUGAACAAGUUUGCAAAAAAAGCAGUGAUGUUCGUUAGCAUAGAGUGUUUUGAGUAAGCACAAAAAGCAUUUUCAUAAGCGGAAGCCAGCGAAAGUAAAAAUGAACAAAGGUGUUUUAUUUGACAAUAUUUAAUUGGCUGCACAUUGGGAUGCAAAUCAGUGAAAUCGAAAUAUAUACGCCAGAUGAAGAGAAGCUAAUGGCUUAGGUAGAGAAAGGUACAAUUGACCUUGCGUAAUAAUCAGUUUUAGAUUUUGGAUUCUGUUAUACAAAUUACUGGAAAACGACGAUUGCUAUAGAAGUGACCCAAUCCCGAUGUGGUAUGUAAUCCACCUGAAGAAGAUUCAAAAAUGAAAUAGAAGGUGCGGCUUUGUGAGUGCGGAUUUGUAAUGUGAUUGGCCAGAUCAAUCGAGCGGAUGGUCAUCGAUAAACGGAAUAGAGUGAUCACAGAUCUAGCCGUGCCAAGCGAACGGCAAAGAAUGGAAGCCCGUUGUCCCACUUUGAUCUGUCGUCUGUUCGGGUGAUGAAUUGUACGCGAAACUAGUUCACAACUAUUUCAAUACGCUGAAUUGAGGAAGCGCGGUGUACAUCUAGAUAAUCAAUAUUGGUUGUCGAUUAGCAUAUGGGAGCAGGAAACAAGUGUGCAAAAAGUGCUCGGUAGCAUUUGGCGGUAAUGCAUGCAAACAUAUUUGAUGCGACGGAACCUUAUGCCUGCAUUAUCCAGUUAACGGUGUUGAUUGUAUGUUAUAAUUUGUGCAAACACCAUUAGCUUGUGUAGGCUUCCUAGGCCGUGGCUGGUCAUGUAAUCGGUUUACAUCGAACGGAAUUUCUGGUACAAUUGCUAGAGAACUUGUGAAGUUGGACUGUUACGCUGGUGGUGUACUCCAUUUAUGCAUCUCGCAGCAUUGGGCGAAUGAGGCAGAAACAGUAAUCGACUUGCAGUGGAAAAUGCGAUAGCAUCAGAGCGUGUAAGCAUAUCUCGGAGCACUACUGCUAGUCGGAAGCCGAAAAAAACUCUCCUGGCUUAGAGCAUAGGUGCGCUGGCGUUGAUCCAUGUUAUUCGAGACUUGAAUAGCUGAUAUUGCUGAGAGGCGUGUGCCAAUGAAGAAAGAAGCAAAAGCCAAAUUAGAGUGAAAUUGCUCCGAGCAAAACAAACGUUGAAAAACUUCCCGCAUUCAAUUGGAAAUAAUGUGAUCAUUCUGUACCUGACAGGAGGCCUCGUAAAUGCUGGCGGAAGACCCCAGAAUAAUUUGUAGAUCAUAAAUUUGAAGUGAUUCAAUAGUGAACAAGACAAUAAAAGACGUAAUUGGUUACGAGAACUGCAAAAAAGCAAGUGAUGAACCAAACAAGAGCUGUGAGAGAUAUUUUUGAGAAAUGCUUCAUGCUGUAUCAAACUAGAAAGUCCAUGUUCUGCGCAACGUGAGCCUUUGGAAUAGAAUAAAUUAAUUGGAAAUUCUGUUGGCUGGGCAAACGGUUGGUGAUCAAUUCAAGAUGGGAAAUGCGAUAAGCAGUGCAAAUGAAUCGACGCUGCCUCGUAGGCAAGCACAGUACUAUAAUGAUUGUAACGGAAAACGGUGCUGUUACGAGAAUGGGGCAACCAAUACGGGCUCUAGGAGCAGCCGUCAAAACCAACAACAGCAACAACAACAGAAUCCUGAAAACUCACGAAUGCUUUUUCUAUUGUACUUAAUCCAUCGCACCUGGAACGUCGUGGUUGACAGUGUUGAUCAAAAAGGCAAAAAAUCACGUGCCACCACAUCGGAAGACUCCGGAGCGCCCCGCAGCAACUACGAUGAAGCUUUCGAUACCGACCUCAACUUUACCGACCUGGACGAUGAUUCGAGCUUGUACGGUUCACAGUAUUCGUUUUGCAACUGCAGCUACUGCGAGGAGGAAGCCGACCGAAACCACUUCGACAACGCCAGGGGCAAUCGGUUUUCGUUUUGUGAUAGUGACAUAUCGUACUGCUCUUACCAGAUGGCACCGAGCGCCGGGAAAAGUCCUCCCGGAGGCACACAGAUAGGCCCACCGGACUUGAAUGAGAUGACAUUAGGCUGGAAUUCUAACAUCAAGCAAGAGAACCAACGCCCACCAGUGUUCAAUCCGGAGGAUUAUGUCAUAUCGUUGAAAAAGUAUGGCCGCCGUGGUACCAAUGGAAACUUUAAAUCAAUUUACGAUACAUCACCUGGUGAAGAAGCUAAGCAUGAUAAGCAACAACAACUUCCCGACAACCGAUCUCACACUCUGCCACACAAAAAUUCGGAAUACAGAUCACCCAUACCAGCUCCACCGGAAAUGGACAGUGAAAUGACACUGCGUCAAUUUGGUUCCGUAACAGACCUUCUCACUAAAUUGCGGGCAGAUUUGCGUGCCUCCUUCCCCAGCUUUGUCCAAGAAUUUGUCUCCAGCCCGUUAGAUGGGGUCAGCUUGCUUUUGGAAGUUCUUCGAGCUGUUCAACUGAGCCAAAGUAUGCCGAUGAAUGGUACCACGACCAUGCCUGCACCCGGAUCAAUGCCAAGAACCAAUCAAUCCUAUCAACGUCGAGCCCUCUUGGACGAACUUGCAUGCUUACAAUGCUUGAGUAUUUGCUGUACCAGAAGUCCCGAAGCUGGGGCUAGACUGGGGACCACCCCAAUAGGAUUGCUGCCCCUAGCCGCUGCUGCAACUGGUACCGGUAUUCGUUCACGUAUUGUAGCUUUGCAACUUUUGACCAUUGCUUGCGAUAAAUCAGCCCUUGGUGAUGGGACACAACGUAGUCAACAACAAGGACAUACCGCUGUUUCGGAAGCUCUGUCUACACUGCGUCUCCGUUGUGCUGAACCUGUUCGAUUUAGGUUAUUGGUAGGAAUGCUGAACAGCGGCGGAGGAUCUGGAGAGCUGCAAGCAGUGGGCAUGAAAUUUGUUAACACUUUUCUGGAAAGCGCUGAAAGUGUACAGGUUCGUCUGUAUCUGCAAGCAGAACUUCACCAGGCAGGGUUGGACCCAGCUCAGAUGUGUAAAGUCAUUUCAUCUACUUCCCCUUGGUUAGAACGACUCAGGGUUGAGGUUAAACGUUGGGACGCUAUUCGCAUAGAUAUUGAACAGCUACAGUGUCAAGCUCGCUCGGCAGAACAAGUUCGCAGCCGAUUGGUAAUUCUCGAGCGUAGAGUACAAAUACUGCAUGAAGAGAAGACUGUGCUAACUACAAUGGAAAGACGUCUACAGGAACGUUGUGCCGAACUACAAAGAGAAGUGCUUCGACUGAAAGGCACUCAGAGCCAAGAAGCAUCCAAUAGUUCAAGUUUGGAAAAACGACCAGUGGCACUUCCUCGACAAGUGCCACCACAAGCCAAGAGAAAUACCUCAGAAAAUGAUGACGAAGGUAUCAGUAGCUCAGAAACUGGUCAAUCAUCUACUCCUGAACCUCCCCGAGUAUUUCCAACCAAGGACGGCUCAAGCACAAACUCGCACAAAUUCAGUAUCUCUCUAAACCAAGAAAACGAAGAUCAUUCGCAUGAAGUUGGCACUAAUGAUGACGAUACAAAUGCUACUAUUGAAGAUGUAAUUGAAGAACUGCAAAAUAUUGUCAACGAUGCAGAACGCGAAAUAUCGGAUCAGAAUGAAGUCUUGUUCCAUCAAAUGGAUGAUAUGCCAGAAAAGACUCUGUAUAGUUUAGAAAUAAAUACAGAGCAUGAAAUUGUACCUGUUAACCUACUACCUCACCCACCCCGGAAAUCCCGUUCUUUAGCACAUCUCAUUUCCACACCUUCGGACGGAGAAUCGGGCUAUGAUCUCCUUUUGGUGAAUAACGACAACAAAAUGAACUUUUUUGAAGUAGAAGACCCGGGAAAAUCUCAAAAGAAACCCUACGUUGAUGAAACAUUUUAUCCUGCCGAAGUCAAUGAUUCUACCCGACCUGAUGUAAUCCAUACGGCAACUGAGUCUCAAGCUUUACACAGAAGUCGUGCAUCGACCAAAGAUUCGAAUCGAGCCAUACUGAACGUAAUCAUGGAUGCACGUGACAAAGAAUCCCGUAUGAUGCGGGCGCAAUCCCUGGAGCGCGAGAUCCCCCAACAAAGCCCUCCAGCACAACAAUUUAAUGGAGUAUUCUUCAUGACUGAUAUGAACAGUGCUGGGAAAUACCCAAAACCAGACAUAACCGCUGCAUUGGAAGCUAAAAAGGUCACCAAAAAUCUCGAUCGAAUGGGUGCGUAUGGCGUAGAUUCCAUGAUUGACAUCGUUAUGUCCAGUGAACAAAGGGCAAAAUCCAAUGCAUUCCAAAAGGCUCGAACUAUUAAUCAACAUUCCAUUGCUACUAGCGGAGCAAAUGGAGCUAACGUAGGAGCUAAAAUAAGCACUGGGAAUAAUAAUUUCAAGCUACGCUCUACAAAUGGCCCCCAGAUGCUAUAUCCUGGAAAUGGACCACUGUUGAGGGAAAACAGUCGCAGCCAGACAAAUUUGGGAUCGAAAGUAACUGAUCUGCCCUCUGGUUUAUAUUGAGUAACUAAAAUCGAAAUUGAUUCAAACUGGCAGUUUUAAAGAUAAUUUCUGUGCAAUAUUUAUUCUUUUACUGUUUAGAGUUUUAGCUGUAUUUUAACUCGUUCUUGCAGUUGAAUGGAGAAUUCAAUCCUUACGUAUACAUUUUUGCUGUAUAAAAAACUUGUUUUGUAUAAAGUUCCUCAGUUUCUCUGUCCCGCUAGAUUUUUAAAAACAUGGUGAUGGAACUGUGCUGACUAUUAUUAGACUUUGAGGGAUGCUAAUUGUCAAGAGAGCCGUAUUGAAUGUUAUUGAUAAUUCUAAAAAUUAGCAAAAAUAGUUUUAGAAGCUAAGCAAUUGUGAACUUUUUACAAACAUGGAAAAAUGCCGAAUAAAUACAUUUUGCGAAUCA